GGUGUGUUCUCCUGCCGCUGUCAGCGUGGGUCUUCCCCUCUUUAACGGGGACGCCGUGAAGGGAGAGUCAGUUCAUAAGGAUUACGUGUCUGUGGUUCGUGCUAGCGCGUUCCUUGUCAGGAUUUCCGUGGCCCAGGAGCGGGUGGGAUAUACGACGGGGUUUCUGGUGAAGAGACUUGGAUAUGGUGGAGAAACAAUGGUGCUGAAGAACGUUGUGGAUAUCGGAUAGAGUUGUGAGGAGCCAAGGAAGAAGGAGAAAACCUGUGUGUCCUCGGAGGAACUUGGAAGUUCCAACCGUCUCCGCCCAGAACCGUCACCGCCGAUACCACCCCGGGGGCAAGCCGUCGCUGACUCGUGGAAUCUCCGAAGGCGGAGCGACCGGCGCCUUUGCCUUCCACCCCUCUUGCUUGGAAGUGGGAACGGACCGUUCCUCUCUCUCCUUCUAUCUCCCUCGCCGCCGACCACAUACCCCUCAUUCGAGACGCCCCGCGUGCUAGCGGCGGCAGUGUGCAGUUGGGUCUCGUGCUGUCUGCUUGUGCUUCGUGUUCCGGCCACCAUGAGGUGGUCGACCGUCGUUACCCCAUUUGGAUUAGUACUGCAGCCGGCAUGAGGAACCUACCUUCCGGGUUCCCCACGGUCCUCGUCGUGUGCUGGUGGCUACCGUUGCUCGCGUCUGCGGCAAGGUACGUGGCACCGGAGGACUGCCGAUGGGAGCCACUUGACGCUACGGGAGUCGCGCUAACUUGUGCUGUGCGGACCCUUACCGGUGGACCUGAACCGACCAACUUCAGCCUCAUCCAGCCGGGUCACACCGCGCGGCUUACCGUUCGCUGCGAUGAUCUACUCUUCCAAAGCGACAUCAUCAACGGGUCUUUCGGACAUCUGACGGGUCUGCGAUCUCUCAGCAUCGAACGGUGCAAGAUAGAGGAUGUGCCGUCGCAAGCAUUCGCCGGCCUCUCCGAACUCCGCAACCUUACGAUACGGACUUACAACACGGACUGGGGAAAGUUCUCCUUACGUCUGGCGGCCGAUAGCUUCGCUCCUCUGCGACAACUGCUUAAGUUGGAUCUCAGCAGGAACAACAUGGAUUACCUGCCCCCGUCGGUGCUAUGUCCGCUAGUGCAGUUGGUGUCGGUGAAUCUGACGGGCAAUCGAUUCGUUGAUGUGUCGAGGAUGGGAUUCUCAGACACGAGGUGCUCGCCGUUUGUGCAGAAGCUCGAAGCGACCAAGAACCGGUUGAGAGUGUUGUCCGAAAAGGGCUUCGCCUCCUUGCGUCAAUUACGUGAAUUGAAGCUGGACCAUAACCAGAUCGCUCGAGCGGAACAAGGUGCUCUGCUAGGUUUGUCGCGUCUGCAGGUGCUCGACAUGGCCCACAACGCGCUCGUGGCCCUGCCUCCUCGAUUUCUGCAGGGCACAGAGAAGUUGUCAGAGUUGUACUUGAGGAAUAAUUCGCUCAGCGCGUUACCGCCAGGAUUGUUUUCUGGACUACACCAGCUAACGAUGUUAGACCUCGCCCAUAACCAGCUGAGUUCCGGCUGGCUCGGUCCAGACACGCUAGCGGACCUUACGCGCCUGGUUGUGCUCGACUUGUCUCACAAUAGGUUAACGAGGCUGGAUGAGACUGCCUUCCGUUCGCUGCACAACUUGCAGACUCUGCAGCUACAACACAACCUCAUCGAGUCAAUCGCAGAUAACGCAUUCGCGAGCCUCUUUAAUUUACACACGCUAGUCCUGAGCCACAACCGUUUGCGCACGGUUGGAGCUCGUAUCUUUGCUGGCUUAACGUCGGUAGCUGGACUGUACUUGGACCACAACAGGUUGGAGUCACUUCAUGCGGACGCUUUCCACAACAUGACGACCCUGCAAGAGAUAAUUCUCGCCGGGAAUCGACUUACUUCAGUGCCAAAAGUCGUACAGAGCCUUCAACUCCUUCGUUCGCUGGACGUUGCGGAUAACAUGAUCACCGACAUCCAGAACGCGUCCUACCAGGGACUAAGGCAGCUGUACGCACUGAACCUCAUGGGAAACCAUAUUGGUAACCUCAGCCAGGGUGCCUUUCAUGAUGUUCCGUCCCUACGUAUACUCAACUUAGCUCGAAAUGGAAUUCAGUCCAUCGAACAAGGCACCUUCGACGACGUUCCAGAUUUACAUGCUCUACGCCUUGACUCAAAUUUCCUGGACGACGUCAACGGUCUUUUUAGUAACCUGCACGAUCUCAUCAUGCUGAACAUCUCAGCGAAUCGGGUGCGAUGGUUCGACUACGCGCUGAUUCCAAUCGGCCUUCAGUGGUUAGACAUCCACGACAACCAGAUCGAAGCACUGGGCAACUACUUUGAGCUGGAGUCCAUUCUAAAGCUAAGGACACUGGACGUAUCCCUGAACCGCCUCACAGACUUAGAUUCCUCGUCACUACCGAACGGUAUCGAGAUUGUCUUCUUGAACAGCAAUCAACUUCGUCGCAUUCAGCCCUUCACGUUCCUAGGGAAGCAGAACCUUACCCGGGUCGAUCUCACCAACAACAAAUUAGAAACCCUAGAUAUGACAACGUUCCGCCUCAGUGAAGUACCCAUCACUCGUCCUCUGCCCCAGUUCAUGGUGGCAGGCAACCCGUAUUUGUGCGACUGUCAUAUGGAGUGGCUGCAGCGGCUAGGCAACUUGGACGAUUCCCGUCAAUAUCCCCGGGUGAUCGACCUUGCGGACGUAGUAUGUCAUCUGAGUUUCACUCGAAGGAAAGCUACGCUACCCUUGGUCAAAGCGCAUUCGUCCCAGUUCCUGUGCCGCUACAGGAACCACUGCUUUGCUCUGUGCCACUGCUGCGACUUCGAUGCUUGCGACUGUGAAAUGGUGUGUCCAGACAACUGCACCUGCUACUACGACCAGAGCUGGAACACAAACAUUGUGGACUGCAGCGCUCGAACACACGUCGCAGUGCCCAAACAGCUGCCGAUGGAUGUUACUGAGCUCUAUCUGGACGGCAACGACAUUCCCGCAUUGUCUAGCCACACCUUUAUUGGCCGCAAGAACAUGAAGAUACUUUAUCUCAACAGCAGCAAUGUACAGACGAUUCAUAACAGGACGUUCAGCGGAUUAAGGACGCUUCGCAUCCUUCGCCUUGAGCGGAACAGGCUUACUACACUUCACGGCUACGAGUUCGAUGGCCUGGGCGACCUCAAGGAACUCUACCUGUCGUACAACCACUUGACACACAUCAAUAAUGCAACCUUGUUGCCGCUCAGGUCGUUGGAGAUCUUGCACCUCGAUCAUAACUUCCUGCUUGAAAUGUCCAUCUGGAACUUGCAGCUCAACAUGCGCUUGAACCAAGUCCGGCUCGCCGACAACCCCUGGACGUGUGCCUGCCACUUCGCCCAGGACUUUACGGACUUUCUUCAGAACAAAGGGGUUGAUUUGGUGCGUGAUAUCUUCAGCAUUCAGUGCGUUCACAACGAGACUACUGCACUGCCCGUCUGGGAGCUGAAUACGACGUCUUGUACAAACGCGUCUGAAGCAACGGCGCUUGUUCGCCGCUUCCAGAUGGAAGACUUUGUGCCACUGCUGAUUGUUCUAGGGGCAGUGUUCGUGAUCCUUGUAUGUUUGGUAGUGCUAGCCUUUGUGUACAGGCGUGAGAUGAGCGUCUGGUUCUACACCAAGUACGGCGUGCGAAUGUUCGAGCGGGCACCCGCCGAAGAAGAGAAACUGUUCGACGCGUUCGUGUCGUACAGUAAAAAGGACGAAGCGUUUGUAGCGCAAAUCCUCGCACCCGAACUCGAGUGUGGCAACCCUGCUUAUAGACUGUGCCUUCACUAUCGAGAUCUGCCGAUGGCCGGCGGUUAUCUGACGGACGCCAUCACAGAAGCCGUCGAGAGCAGUCGCAGGACCAUAGUAAUCCUCUCUGAACAUUUCCUCAAAAGCGAGUGGUGUCGCUACGAGUUCAAAUCGGCGCACCACGAGGUGCUACACAGUUGCACCCACAAACUUGUGGUAAUCUUUUUAGGCCGAGUAUCUUACAAGGAGCUGGACCCUGACAUCAGGUUAUGGCUCAAGUCAAGUACGUUCCUCCGCUGGGGUGAGAAGCGGUUCUGGGACAAGCUCCGCUACGCGAUGCCCGACACCAGGCAUCGCAAGUCCGCCGUGUCUAGCAACAGGAGCGACGUGGCCAGCGUUGCGGUGCACAUAUGACGAACGGCCCCGCCGAGGGACGUGUACAGUUCGCUACUUAUGGACCUCUCUUGUACAUAAGGAUUGUGUGUGCGUGUGUGCCAACGACUCCUAAGGAUUACUGCUGUGCGAUGACGCGACAUUGUACAGACGAGUGAGAACGCCGAUAUUGAACUCGUGGCUUGGAUAUACAUUGAGUGUGAGUGUGCGUGUGUGAGUGUAAGAAUGCCUUGGGGUGCUGUUCACCCGCUGCAAUCUAAGUCAAGUUUCUUCGAACUGAAAAUUCACCGUGAGCGAAAAAAAAAAAGCAAGGUAAACUGUUAUAUUUUCUGUUCUGUUCACCCUUCGGAGAACUAUGCGCGAGCGCGCGCAACUUUUUCCUGUUUGAUGUUCAUUUGUGUUGCAUUGGACGACCUGGUGGACGAGCAGGUGUAAUUUUCUUGUAUAUAGAUAAGAGUGAGUGUAAAAUAGGUUUUCUUUUUUAAAUGCUGUAACUUAUGAAGGACCUCCUCUGUUUGUUUAUACAACAAUCCAUGAGUUCUCUGUCGACUACUCUAGAAUCCGACACCUUUUUGAGGUACGAUGCUGUGAUUUAGAUUCCUAUGCAGUCCCUAUUCAGAGAAGACAAACGAAAAGACCAUGUCACAGUACCCAGGCAUGUCUCCUCGUAAGAUCUUGUGUUGCAAGAGUCAGUACCCACUGCAUGAACAAAAAAGUGAAUGUUUUCAACAGCAUGAAAUGUUGUUCUAUUCUCAUGCUUAUUUAUUUAUACUUAUUUAAAGUGAAAAAUUUAUUGCUCCACAUUCUUUACAUUUCACCUUCUGUAAGAAAACAAGCUGUCUUUCCCAUUGAUCAUAAUUUCAUGUUUUUACAGACCAAAAUUUAUAGGCAUGUCACUCUACUUACAGAUUGUUUUGGCACACUGUUUUACUGCAUGCCCCACUGUGUUCUUUUAGCUUCCACUACUAUUGACGCUUGAAGAAAAACGUUUGUCCUCACAGGUUGAGAUGAUGCAAAGCGCUAUAAAACUACACAGGUCUCGUUAGUGUAAAUGUGACUCCUUUUAACAGAGAAAAAAAAUCCUUUAUGGCAAUAAAAAGGUGUCGAAACCGUUC
Messenger RNA from Ornithodoros turicata, 5270 nucleotides. RefSeq names its product toll-like receptor Tollo (gene Tollo). The transcript has 2 exons. NCBI's taxonomy places the organism in Eukaryota, Metazoa, Arthropoda, Arachnida, Ixodida, Argasidae. The coding region runs from base 607 to 4176 and encodes 1189 amino acids. The record is from RefSeq and is a predicted model, not a curated record. Gene Ontology annotation, biological process: signal transduction. Gene Ontology annotation, molecular function: protein binding.